Molecule: messenger RNA, 3995 nt
Organism: Biomphalaria glabrata
Lineage: Eukaryota; Metazoa; Mollusca; Gastropoda; Planorbidae
Product: centrosomal protein of 44 kDa-like
Exons: 10
Coding region: 145-1689 (514 amino acids)
Cellular component (GO): spindle pole; centrosome
Source: RefSeq, a predicted model, not a curated record
GUUUGAACAGGUGAAAAUGAUUAAUGAAUUUGACUAUCAAUGAACAUUUGACUAAACUUAUGUACAAUUUCAAAACAAUCAAGAUCUAGAUCUUCUAAUUCGGAAAUUACCAGAGCAUCUCUGAUGUGAUAUCUCUAAAAAAAAAUGUCUACUGGUGAUAUGAAAAAUAAUAUUAAGCAGCUACAACAUGAAUUAAAAGCAGCCAAGUAUCCACUUACAAUUGAUGUAGAUGGGUUGUUGAAAGGUUCUCCUAAGACCUACUUGGCCAUCUAUCACUAUUUAUUUACUAGUUAUAGUACUAAGCUCAACAAGGACAUUGUCAAUUCAAAUAAUGAGCUUUAUGGUAAAUCAGACAUGCGUUUCAUGGAGGCAGUCUAUAAGAUACUUCGGGAUAUGUUUGAGUACAAGCCCCAGAUACACAGAGAACAGUUUUUCACUGAUGGUUAUGCAGAAAGGAAAAUGAUAAUGGCAACAGAUGUGCUACGUCAGGUUCAGAGUAGAUAUAAGCCACUGAAAUCUUCAGCAUUCAAAGUUGCAGCAACAAAAGAGGAGCCAAUCUCAAAUCAGAAAGUUGUACAAGAGCCAGUGGAAACCACACGUAAAAUUGCUUCUAAGGCUCAAGACUUCGCUGGAGCUGUAGUGUUGCCUGUGAAAACCUCUGGUAGCUUCAGAAUACCUAAAACUGUUUUGAAAGCUUCUCAUUCACCUUUUAUUCCAUCUAAUGUUGAAGCCUUUACUUAUCCAGUGAAGGCAGCUGGUGAACCAAUACAACAGAAUCAGAAUGGUCAGGGAGGAAAUGAAAAGGCUUUCUUCACACCAGGUCAGAGCACCAACAACAUCACAGUCUCAGACCGCCCAGAGAGAUCUAUUUACCUUGAUGUUGUACCAAGGGUUUUACAAUCCAUGCAGCCAAUGGUGGAUAGAUUAACGGAAAGACUUGACCAGAUGGACUCUCUUGUUCAGAAUUUUAAACAGUCACAGACUAUAUCAACGAGUAUAAAUACUGAAAACGUUUCUCCAGUGUCAUGCCUAGAUUCCUCUGUCACAGCCCAGAUAAAUGAUCUCAGUUUUAAGCUUGAUACACUGAUGUCAAGAGUCAUUCUUAUUGAAAACAGAUUAACUCUACUGGAGGCCAAGACUAAUAAAGAACAGCCUGUUAAAACCAGUGAAGAAAUAGUAGAAUCAAGGCCACCUGUAUAUCCUACGUCUCGUAGAACUGAUACUUCAAAAACCAGUAAACAGAGUAACAAAUUUCCUCCAGGGAGAGAGAACUCUUGCAAUGAUCCUGAUGAAAGAAACCUGGAGGAUGAAAGCAGCAAUGACUUUGACCAUGACAUUGACACAGAUGUUCAAGUGAGAGUGGUGCGGGCUGAACCAGAGAAAAAUGUUUUCAGUGAUGCAUGUUCUGAUCAUCCUCACUUCUAUGAUGAACUUCAUGUUGACAGUUGUACAAAUCUCAACAUCAACCCAUCAUCAGAGGUAAAAGCUUACUCAAAGAAACCUGGCCAACUCAGUGAUAUUUCAAAUGCUGCUCUGCUUGAAACAUCUUCAAUCCAGGAACCUACUAGUGAUACAGAAAGCAGUUGGUAUUCUACAAGUCAAUUAGAUCCUGCUUUAGACACAUCCACUGCCCAGAGGGUAAAUCGCAUCAGCCAAAUGCUAGCAGAAACUCAGAAAUUGUUUGCAUGAUUGCCACACUGAACAUUUCCCAUGGUGCUCUAUACACAUUUCAGGAAUGUAUGUCUUGUAUUAAAAAAAAAAUUGCCUGAGUCAUUAGUUAAAAAGCAUUGGUUAUCACUGUAAUUGUAAUAAUUCUUAUAAAAAUAUUAUAUCACAGUCUUCAUCCCAUUUGAUGGGAUUGAGGACUUGGUUCUUGAGUUCCCUUUUAAAAACCAUGAAUAAAAGCCCUGUGGUCUCACAUAAUGCUUUUAUUUUUUCAUAGCAAUAAGAGCAAGUGCCUUAACUUUUCAUAGUGACAUUUAGUAAAUAGAAACAGGCUUCCUUUCCCUCCUCCUGCAGGUCUUGAUGGGGCUAUGUCCCCUCCUACCUAAUAGCUUUUAAAGGCCAGGAUACUCUCAACUACCAAAUGAUUUGGUCAAAAGAGUGUCUCAUUUACUGACAGACUCUGCAUGUUUAUAUAGAUUUAUCCCAGCACUCUUUUUUUUUUUAGGAUUAUUUAAGCAUGGUAUAUUUAUAUAGUAAAUCCAUCGUGAUUCGUUGAUGACCACAGUAUUUUUCUGAGACAGAUCAUGUGAAAUAGGUUCAAUUUUUUCGCAUGUGUUAUGUAUACUGUCCAGGUUAAGCAUGAUAAUGAUGAUGAUGCCAGCUUUCAAUUUUGGACUAGAGAAUCUGAAGAUGGUAUUACUAAACAGUUCUGCAUCAUCACUACAGUGCCUUAUAAAAAAAAGAGACAUGUAGACUAUACAGUGAUAUUUGAGAUAUGUGUUAUAAAAAAUGUAAAGUUGUUUAAAAUACAUAUUCGUAUACUUCGUAUGUUCAGAAGUAAACAACAAGAUUGCUUAAAUGUUCUGUAAACUUUAAUUUCCUUUCAAUUAAAAAUAUUUGUAUAUAAAAUGUAAAUAUGUACAUGAGAAAUGAGUCCAUAUUCAUUAAAGCAGGCCUGCCAUUGUAAUAUGGAGUAAACUUUUUUUGAUUUAUUGUUAUUUUCUUUUCAUGUGUAUCAAAAUUGUUUUUGAUUAAAUAAAAUCUCUAAAUCAAUUUAAGUAAAAGGUUUUGCAACAACAAAAAAAAGUUUUGAACUUUGUUUCUGAGAAAAACUACAUCAAAAACUCUUUGGAUAUGAUUUCUUAAUUAAUGGUCACAAAUCAAUUUUUUUGAAAAAGAAAAGUAUACAAAUCUAAAUGUGAUAAUUUUGUUUAUAAGUUUUAGCACAAAAAAAACAAAUUUAUGUUUUCUUAUAUGUUAUUGGCCUCUAGCAAAUAUUCAUCCUUAAUGAUAUUUGUCCAAUUAGUUCAUUAUCUAAUUUUAAAUAAAUAAAUAUCUAUAUACUAUAAUUUUGUUCAUGAAAUACCAUGCUGUUAAACUUCCAACUUUCUCAAAAUGACACCAGUUGAUUAUACAAUAGUGGUUUUAUUUUAAUGUGUGUUAUUAUUUGCUAUUCCAAUUGUUGUUUGUACAUGUUCAUAUUAGGAGCAGUCAACUAACUCCCUUCUAAAGAGCAAUGGGAACAAAAUGGUGAAUAGCUACAAGCAUUCUCACUGUAAUAUGGGGCAGUAGCAUUGAUGACAUUCAUUGCUCCUGCUAAUGCAAUCACUUAUUCUUACACUGCAGCAUGCAUACUGUUACUUCAAUUUUUUGUGUGUUUUUUUAAGCCAUCUUUUUUAAAAUUAUCGACUGUCACCUAAGCCUGUUAUGCAUAUUGUAUAUAAAAUGUAUUACUCAAAAAACAUGUCUAUAGUUCUAGAGCAUAGUAAUGCACUUAAAUUUUUUUAUUAUAUUAUCCAAAGUAACAAUCAAAUCAUGGUGUUUAAGCUUUCCAAUUCAUUACUUGAACUCAGGAAAUUGUCCAUUGGGAAAAUAAAUAUUUGAUAUUUUGUUUAUUAAGUGUGACAAUGAGUUUAUUCAGUACAGUUACUCCUGUAUGGACAUGUGAUACUGUGUGACACUGAAUGUAGCACAUGGCUAAAAUAAACAAUCAUGGCUUCUUGUAAUUGUAUUGAUUAUAUUUAGAUAAUUAUUUUGUAUUUAUUGUUAUGAAUUAUUACACGUAGCCUUAAUAAAUAAAAAUAAAUAAUGACAUUUAGUUAGAAAAAUGUUAGCACUGUAUUCAUAUAUGUCAAUGGACAUCAGUAUAAUAAACUUCAGAGGACCAUUCUCCUUUUUCAUUAAAUACAAUGUUUGGUUCCUCUGUGUUCUCAUUAUCUUGUUGGAGAAUUUAGAUGAUUAGUCCUAAAUCUGAAAUAACUGCACACUGGUUUCCAGAUCAGGCAGCUCUCCAUACAUUUUUCUUCUAUAGUUGUGUUUUGGGGCGAGUA